AAUAAUUAACAAAUGGACGAUAGCAGAUCUGAAAAGCAUUCGCAUAAAAUGGUGAGCAUUUAUAAUUUAUAUUAGAAUAUCGACCAUAUAAAAGAUGAAAAUAUAUUCUGCUUAAUUUGUGAGGAGUAAGAUUAUUCAGAGCAAAACUAAAUAAUAUUUUGUGAUGGAUGCGAUGUUACUGUUCAUUAAGAGUGCUAUCAUGUUGUAAAUUUGGGAGCAAAAUGGUAUUGUUAAAAAUGCUUGGCAUUAAAUGACGAUAGGGAUUAACAGAUCAAUUGUUAAUUUUGUCCAGAAUAAUACUAAAUUCUCGAAUUGGUGUAAAUAAAUGGAUAACAGUAAUGGGUAACUAAUAUCAUCGAAUGAAUUUUAGGCUCAUUCGAGUUGUUUGAAGUGGAACCCAUUUUUAGUUCAAAAUCCUCAAAGUUAUAAUUUAUAUACUUGCGAGACAGAUCUUCAAACAGGUUACAAGUGUCGUUAUUGUCAAAAGACUGACGGUUUUCAAUUGGAAUGCCAUUAUAAGGAGUGUUAAGAGGCCUUUCAUAUAGGGUGUUUGAAGGUGAAUGGAGGCAUAAUGAAUAAGGAGGCUAUGGAGUGUUUAUACACGUAUAUGAAACCGCAUUUGAAAAUUCAGGAUUAGAAACUAUUAUGUUGUGCGGAACAUGUCGAGGAAUUAUUGGCUAAGUUGGAUGAGAAUUAGAAGAACCUUAUAGAAGAGAGUAAUAUAGAGAUUGAUUCAUUUUAGAGUAUAUGAAAAUGAGAAGUGAAAGAUUGCAUUCUUAUUACAUCUACAAUAGGAACAAUAAAUAAGUAGUGGAUAAUAAAAACGAGACUAAGUAAACUAGAAAGCAACGAAAUUACGAAGACAUGUUAUUUGACGAGGUAGUUCAAUUGAAAUAGUUGAAAUAAGCCAAAAUACCGAUAAAGGAUAAGAAGGUGAAAUUGCAAUUCAAGGAGUAUAUGACGAGGAAACUGAAUGACCAAUUGCAUAAGUUGAGGGAUGACUUUAUGAAAAAAAAUCAUAAUGAUUUGAAUGCAGAUGAGGAUACUUAUAUUUAGAUAGAUACUCAAUUAAGUAAGAAACUAUUUGACAAAUUGGUGGACAUCAACAAUUUGGAAGAAUUUGAUAAAUAUUUGGUGAGUUAUUUCAUUUUUAACAAUAUGAUUAGAAAACCAAAUAAUCCUGAGAUUUAUAUUCGAGAUGUAAUUAUGUUUUAUUAAUGAUUAGGAUAAUAAUAAUUAUUCAUAUUGGAAGAAGAUGUUGGAUGAAUUGGGUAUUAAAAAUGGGGAGUAAUUCUCAAGGUUUUUGAAUGUACUCAGAUUGAAGAAGAUGAAUAUUGUGAGUAGGAAUAAUGAGAAAUUGCAAUAUGAAUAGGAUUUGCAAUAGCAAUUCGAGAUCUAAAAUAAUGAGUUGAUUGAAUGA
This is a messenger RNA of Paramecium octaurelia, 1420 nucleotides long. The record is from the annotation of a GenBank genome assembly. Lineage: Eukaryota; Ciliophora; Oligohymenophorea; Peniculida; Parameciidae.